Molecule: messenger RNA, 4926 nt
Organism: Pelobates cultripes (western spadefoot toad)
Lineage: Eukaryota; Metazoa; Chordata; Amphibia; Anura; Pelobatidae
Source: the annotation of a GenBank genome assembly
AUGAUUUCCUGGCCUCGUAUCGUUUUGUUUGGAGAUUCAAUUACUCAGGUGAGUAACAUUCUUCACAAAUCCCCUUCUGUAGAAUGUGUGUCAUAAUUGCAAAUACUUAGUUUGGUUCAGAAGAGACUUCAAAGUAUGCCGUCUCAAAGAUUGCUUUAAACGAAGCAAAAAAUAGAUCAGGUUCUAAUGAAACGGCCUAUUUGAACAACUAAUACUCUAGACUGCGAAUCAAUGAUUUUCCAAAUACCCCAGCAUUUCUAUGUAUUCCCACACAUAUUCAAACUUGGUCUGUGGGGGGUUUGUUGUUAGGUCAUGUUUUCUAAAGCAUAUGUUUUAACAUGUAGCAGGGCACUACAAGAAAAAUGUACUAUGUACAGUUUGAAUGCCAUGUGAGAUAAGUUACAUCGAUCCGGAAUAAAUUGCAUUUGGUUAGAGAAUUUCUCUCGGCCCAAACAAUCUGUAGGUAUUCGAAGAUACGUGGACUGGGGGACCCUGGGUGUGGAAAACUGGUAUAUACAUCCUAUUUUACACAAUAGGUUGGAUAGUACAUCUUACUGGAGAUAAUACAUGUAUACACUUUCAACACAUGAAAUUCAAGACAUAACUGUUCGUUUGCAGCCUAGUAUAUCCUACCCCUUUACAGGUGCCAUUGUAAUGCUAUAAUCAAUGUUAUUCACUUCACCUGUCUAGAGAUUUAAUGUUGUGGCUGAUCAGUGUGUAUUACAAUAUAAUAAAUUGGGCUGAUAGCACAGUAACUCAUACGGACAAACCCCCACUACUGUAGGAGGACUUGGUGUCCCUGUUACAGGUGGGGUAUAUGAAAACUGUACCCUACAGAGGGGUCUCAUUUUCAUUUGCAAAACAUUUAGUAUAGAUACAUCUCUCCACUCUCAACGUCACUUACAUUGUGCAUAUUGCUUAUUCUAGUGUUUUUGCAAACAUAAACAUCUGCACUAUGUCUGCAUGCGUCAUAUAUGGCCUUGCAGCCAUGUGAUUAAAGAAUUUUUCAAAUCAUCAGAACUGGCCCAGUCCCCUAGUAAUGGGGCAAACCAUGAUUUGUCCCCUCCGGCAGCAGAGGAGUUAAACUCUGUAUGUGCAGUGUUUCAUAGCCAAACGCUGUAUAUACGGACUCCAGGCACCUUGACCACAUUAAAUCACUGCAGUGAUCAUGGUGCAUGGUGCAUGGUGCUGUACUUAAUAAAAUGUGUAUUUUGCAAUUAGACAUGCACAAAUCCUUUUCUCUGCAACAAACAAAUCUAAUUCCUGUCAAGUUAGAAACAAAUUGAUCCGUCUAUUAUUUACGUGACAGAUCGAUUUGUUCAGGCUCAGAUUAACAGGACUUUUGUUUGUUUCAGGUGAAACGGACUUGUGCACAAAUCUAUCUGUAACACUUGCAGGUUAAAUUACUUAUACAGAAAAAAAAGAAUAAGGAUGGCAGACCCAGAACAUGGACGUAUUAAUAGAAAUGCUGCUGGAAACCCCAAAGUGUGUGCACAAUACACAUAAUGGGAACAGCACACACAAUGGUGACAAUGUGGUUACCUGAUCUAGAAUUGUUACAUGUAGUAAUACAGCCUAAAUAGUGACAUGCUGUCUGUUUCUUUGUUUUAGUUUGCGUUUGAAACGAAUGGAUGGGGGUCAAUUCUCGCUAAUAAGCUAAUCAGGUGGGUGUAGCACUUGACACUUGAUAAAAGUGUUGAUUUCAACAGAAACUGCCAAUUGGGGCAGAAACACCUCGAUGCCUGUCACAAAAGCUGGGGAAGAGCUGCAGACAGCAAGUAUUCAGAUUUUGUAAGCAUUUCCUCCCCUCCCCCCCCCCAAAAAAAAGAAAACAUGAAGGAUAAAUACAUACAUGUUUUCUAUGUGAGUAGAUCUAUUAAAUACUUAAAGGGACACUGUAGUCACUAUAAUCAUUUCAUCUCUUUGAAUUGGUUCUAGUGCCUGGAGUACCCUGGCACUGUCCCUCCAUUCAGUGUUGCACCAUGUUCGUACAGUAUGCCACAAAAUAAGAGAUCCCUGGCCACCCGCAGUCUGACCCCUUCUGUAUGUGUAGCUAAAGCAGAGAUUACACACUUCCUUGUUGUCAUACCCAUUCAUACCGUCAGUUGGAGCUCUGACAGGCUAAAAGCAGUCAGCUGACACUCUCAGCCAAUCACAGCUGCCCAUUGCUGCUUAGGCUAAUACUUCCUUAUGAGCCAAAGCAGCACAGAGGGGAUGGACUGCCAGGGACAUUAAAAAAUGAUGGUACCAGGGGACUCCAGACACUAUAACCAGUUUAAUGAGAUGAAGCAGAUACAGUGCCUAUGGUGUCUGUUUAAAUAUCCAAAAUCUAUGGUAUUGUCUUCUAUUCAUACCUUAAUUGGGAGAAGCCAUAGAUUAUUUCAGAGCUGAAUAAGGAUAGAAUUUUUGUGAAUUUUGUUUUCCAUGUAGGAAAUGUGAUGUAAUAAACCGAGGGCUGUCCGGUUACAACACAAGAUGGGCUAAACUGAUCUUACCCAAGCUGGUCUCCAAGGGCUGUCAUGCUGGAAACACAGCCGCGGUUACAAUUUUUUUUGGAGCUAAUGACAGCUCCCUAAAAGGUAUUACAUCUCUUCACUUUGUAUCUGUUAUGUUACUGAACAUCUGAUAAAUGUGGGCAAACGUUUCAUGUACAUAAAGGCCCCCUCUGCCCAGAACAUGGGAUAAGCAGAAUCCUAUUCCGAAGAGCUGUUAACCCUCUAAUAAAUGGACGUUAAUUUAUAUAUAUGUUUUUAACAAUGAUACAUUUUGCCAUUUUUUUUAUCUUGAGAGACUAAUUGUGUCAAUUAACCCUACGGUCCAUAUACGGUUAUAAUUAAACCUCCCCUGUCUAGAAUUUCACUUCAAUAAUAAGGACAUACUGAGGCACUCUGAAAGAUAAAUUAAACAAUAUGAUAAUUGUGCGCUUUUUUUCCCCUACUUUACAUUAAAUAGAAGAAAAUCCACAGCAACACAUCCCCUUGGAGGAAUAUGCAGACAAUUUACGAAGUAUGAUACAAUAUCUAAAAUCUAUUGACAUUACUGGAGAUAGAAUUAUCUUGAUCACACCUCCUCCCCUUUACGAGCCAGCCUGGGAGAAGGAAUGUCACCUAAAAGGUAAUUCACACUUACUAUCACUGCCACGUUUCUCUCCGACACUCUCACUAAAAGAGGGAGAAAGUGUGUGAUAUCUCAUCAGUGCAGUCAUUAGGUUAGUAUGGAGUAGAACCUGCCAAAAAUGCAUUACAUGUAUGCUGCGUCAACUAAAUCGCCAUUAUUCUCCCCGCUGCCCCCCUUCCUCCCCCCCUCUCUCUCUCUAUAUAUCUCACUCAAGGGAUUGAAUGAAUAAUCUAAAUGAUAUAGUGUAAGCUUUGGUGUUUUAAAAUACAGUGCAAACAUGUAGAGAAUGUUAGUGUGUGUGUGUAUAUAUAUAUAUAUAUAUAGAGAGAGAGAGAGAGAGAGAGAGAGAAUACACAUGUAAAAUAUAAUUGAUUCGUGGGAGCAAAAUAUUUGGGGUGUAUUUUUCUUCUGAACUGUAAAGUGUACCCCAGAUAUGAAUAUGAGAAUGAGCAGAGAGACUGUGUGGCUAUAGUGCUGAUAACUUUGAUCAUUGUGGUUAAAACGUUAGUGGUUUAAAUAACAGAAUACGUUAGCUUUAUUGCUUCUCAGAACAGUAGAUUGCAGGGGACCUAACUGGACCACUGACUGCAGUUCACCUGCACCUUCAUCUAUAUCUGACCCGUCUAUUCUCAUUACUAAGGAUGUAAGCUGAAUCGAUCCAAUGAAAGAGCCGGUGUGUAUGCCAAAGCAUGCAUUCAGGUUGCCAAUGAAUGUGGAACAGAAAUCUUGGAUUUGUGGACUACAAUGCAAGAAGGUGGCCAGGUAGGAUGAGUAGUGAUAUCUCCUAUAUUGUUUUGGUCUGUUUGUUUAAAUAAAAAAUACACUUAAUGACAAGCUUUCAGGAGAACCUCCCUUUCUCAAGUCUAAAGCAUUUCUGAGCAAGACGACACAUAGAAUUCAAAGUUGAGUUAUGAUACAGGGGGCAAAGCGACAUGAGUGCAGAUAAGACACAGGAUCGAUAGAAAAUAGACACCAUUCUCUGGUGGGGAGAUAAACUUAGUGGAUGUCCUGCCUCCAUGCUUCUAACUAUCAGUGGCUUCCCCUGUCAAGAGCCACACCAACUGUGUAGUUUCUUGCAUGCCUGAGAGUAGAACUGUGUCUAUGAUGGGAGCAUGAUAGAACUUCCGUAGAUAGUCUCCAACCUUGGUCAUCUACUGACCAUUGCUCGAGAUGCUGCCUCUUUGUUAGCCGUUUAGUCUGAUGGGAACUGGCUGGAUGGGGCAGCAGGAAUUCUGUCCAUUGUCACAUUUUGCCAAAUCUUAGGUCUUAUAUGAAAUAAUGUAUUCAAAAUUUCAGGUAUCUCUAGAUGUUGAUAACUUACAACUCCCAGUAUUCUUUGAAUACAAUAGAUAAUUCAGCAGCACAUAAGGAGCAGAGUUUCAGAUGAGUACUUUGUGUCAUGUAUAUCUCAUGAUUGCGUUGGAAUUUCAAAGAAAGUCAUUUAGCUAUAUAACAAUGACAUCCUCACUGUCACAAUGCUGGUUUUCAACCUUUGUCACUCACGGGAUUGAAUGAUUAAUCUAAAUGAUAUAGUAUAAGCGUUUGUUUUAACAAAGUGCAAACAUGUAGAAAAUGUUAUGAUGUUCUGUAAUUAUAGAUUUGUUUUCCUCUUCCCUCUAGGACUUUACACUAUAUCUUUCUGAUGGGCUCCACUUAUCAGAUGAAGGAAAUAGAUUUGUGGAGUCCCAGCUGUGGCAGAUCUUGGAGCGGAAAGCUUCAGAUCUUCCCUUUAUCCUCCCCUACUGGAACGAUGUGGACAGUCUAAACCCCGAAGCCUCCUUGCUUCAGGACAAGAAAACAGAGUCCUAG